Scedosporium apiospermum is the source of this 546-nucleotide messenger RNA. RefSeq lists its product as uncharacterized. Lineage: Eukaryota; Fungi; Ascomycota; Sordariomycetes; Microascales; Microascaceae. The coding region runs from base 1 to 546 and encodes 181 amino acids. The record is from RefSeq and is a predicted model, not a curated record. The transcript has 3 exons.
AUGAGCAAGCGGACGCAUUCUACCGCGGCGGCCUUGGUCUGCUAUGGCAGAGAUGGAGGCACAUCUCAGGACAUUGCGCCGCCAGAAAUCAUAAUCGCCUCUGCGUACCUUCGAUCUCUCGGCGAAACUGCCUCGGUAACCGACUCUUUCUGGACCAUGCCGUCAUCCAGUGAUUGCGAAGAGUGGAUGUUGCCCCUCCAGUCCUCGAACUCGCCCAUUCUGGUCUUGGCGAAGCACAUUAGCCCUCGCAUCAAAUCUUCCGUACUGUAUGAGGAUAUUGCGACCACGAUUGACGGCGGCGGCCUCCUCGCUCGCUCGGAGGACCUUAUGAAUUCUUUGUUGGGCUGCGGCCGUGGUGGAGGCAUGGUCGGGUUUCGAGUGAACACGACGAAUCCUCUGUACGAGUCUGAGGAGUAUAAGAGUCUCAACGCCAAGCCAGAAGGUAUCCUAAUCAAGAUUGUUCGCAACCCGGAAUUCAAGGAGGAAGCUGCGGAAGUUGGAGAAGAAGAAGACACGGAAACUGGAGAAGAAACCACGGCUCCCUAG